Messenger RNA from Lynx canadensis (Canada lynx), 2409 nucleotides. It is a transcript of the gene LTB, whose product is annotated as lymphotoxin beta. Bases 1291 to 2229 code for a protein of 312 amino acids. Gene Ontology annotation, molecular function: CD40 receptor binding; tumor necrosis factor receptor binding. Gene Ontology annotation, cellular component: membrane. The record is from RefSeq and is a predicted model, not a curated record. NCBI's taxonomy places the organism in Eukaryota, Metazoa, Chordata, Mammalia, Carnivora, Felidae. The transcript is spliced from 3 exons. Gene Ontology annotation, biological process: immune response.
UGAGCCACCCAGGCACCCCUGCCUCUAAACCUUUUUACCAUGCUUAUCGUUGACUUGAGUCAAGCUUUUGUUUCCCCAUUUCUUUUUUGGGGGGCUGAGGAAGGCAAGAUUUACAUACACUAAAAUGCACAAAUCUGAAGUCAGCACUCAGCUUUUAAACUGUCUUGUGGUCAGGGCUCUGGAGGGAGACAGCCUGGGUUCAAAUCCUGACUCUGCCACUACUGUGUGGCCUUCUAGAAGUUCCUUAACCUCUCUGUGCCUCAGUUUCUUAAGGUUUGUGUCAGGAUUAAAAGAAUUUCUAUGCAUAAAGUGUGUAGGUCAGUGGCAACCAUGUGCUAACUGCUACUUGUAUAAUAGCAUUAUUAUUAUUAUUAUUAUUAUUAUUAUUAUUAUUAUUACUUGAUGACAGAGAUGGGGCGAUGAUCUAGGACCACCUCCAACUUCCUUGGACCUGGUCCUUCCUCCCUGUAACUCCCACUGCACUGUCUACCAUACCACUUGUUGGAUCCUUGCUGCUUUGUUUUGCUCAUUCAUUCAUUUGUCCUUUCUUCAUUUAUUCAUAAACAUUUAGUCUCACCUACUGAAUGGAUGGGGCUCAUGCUAGACAGCAAGGCUCUUUGAGGUGGGGCUAUGCCUCACCGCUCUCCUGUCUACACUCUGUGUAGCAAGGGAGGUGAUGCUCAUUUCCAUCCCUCCUCAGCGAGACGAUAGUCAGUGGUGAGGCUGAGGCCCCUUUCAGCUGCUAUUUCUGUGGACGGGCUGAACUCUGCUGCUCACCAGACUCUCGGGGUUAGGGAUGAGCAAGGGAAUGGAAGGAAGAGGUUGGUCCAGUGUGGGCAUAAGUUCUUCUCAGGAACGCAGCCAUCCAUCCCUCAAGUUCUCAAGGACAUGGACACAGUCCUUCCUCCAGCACCCACCGCCGGGGUGUAGAAGAAUGCAGACUGUCCUGGAAAUCUGGACUUCUGUGUUCUCAUUGCAGCUUUGUUGCCUGACUUUCUGUAAGCUGCCUUCCCUCCCUGGGCCUCAGUUUCCCUCCCUGCUGAACCAGAUGAUCUCUAAGGCCCCCCUCCAGCUCUAACCUGCAAGCCUGUCUCUUUACCCCAACUCCUUCCCCAGUUCAGAGAACCCGGGCAUCCAGCUGCCCCACCCCAGCUCUGGGUAAACAGGAAGCUGGGUGAGGGGAGCAGGGGUGUGCGGAAAGUCCCAGCCAGGUGUGUGGGUCUAUGGGGAGGGGGUGGCCCCACCCCUGAGGUAUGAAAGCCCCCCUGCCCUGGCCCUGGCUCAGUCUCCAUGGGGACACUGGGGCUAGAGGGCCGGGGUAGGAGGCCCCAGGGGAAGGGCUGCCUCCUGCUGGCUGUGGCAGGAGCCACCUCCCUGGUGACCCUGCUGCUGGCUGUGCCUAUCACUGUCCUGGCUGUGCUGGCCUUGGUGCCCCAAGAGCAAGGAGGACAGGUAACAGGGACGGCUGACCCAGGGGCACAGGCCCAGGCCCAGCAGCGAUUGGGUAAGAGCAGACCAUCACCCCCUCCCCUGCUCCAGCCCUUCAGGGAUGCCCAGCUCCCAUUCAUCUGCAUCCCCAGAAGAGCUUUUCCUCCCAGAAUCCAGGUGCCCCAUCCUUGGGCCCUGGCGCCCGGUCCUCUCAGGGGGACCAUGCAUGGAUGGCCACCCUGGCCCCCAAUCGUGGACUCUUCGCCCCUUCCAGGGACACAGGUGCUGCCAGAGGAAGAGGCAGGAACAGAUUUCAGCUCCAGGCUCCCAGCUGCCCACCUCAUAGGUGCUUGGACGAAGGGGCAGGGGCUAGGCUGGGAGGCCAAGAAAGAAGAGGCGUUUUUGAGGAGCGGGACGCAGUUCUCCGGCGCCGAGGGACUGGCGCUCCCACAGGACGGCCUCUAUUACCUCUACUGUCACGUCGGCUACCGGGGUCGGGCGCCCCCUGCCGGCGGGGGCCUCCUUGACCACUCGGUCACGCUGCGCAGCCGGCUGUACCGGACGGGGGGCGCGUAUGGACCGGGGACUCCCGAGCUGCUGCUGGAGGGCGCAGAGACCGUGACCCCGGUCUUGGACCCGUCCCGGACGCACGAGUACGGGCCUCUCUGGUACACGAGUGUGGGCUUCGGCGGCCUGGUGCAGCUCCGGAGGGGCGAGAGGGUGUACGUCAAUAUCAGUCACCCCGAUAUGGUGGACUACAGGAGAGGGAAGACCUUCUUUGGGGCUGUGAUGGUGGGGUGAGGGCCGCUUGCGGCCCCGGGGAAAGCGACUGCAUGGCUGGAAUGUGUGACCUAGCCCAGAUAUUGGGGACCCGGCCUCCAGGGACCCCGUGGCAGUGGGAAAAAUGUAGGAGACUGUUUGAAAAUUGAUUUCGAGCCUGAAGAAAAUAAAGAAUGUAAACCUUUAGUGCUGCCAAAUACA